Messenger RNA from Paramuricea clavata, 9522 nucleotides. The record is from the annotation of a GenBank genome assembly. Lineage: Eukaryota; Metazoa; Cnidaria; Anthozoa; Malacalcyonacea; Plexauridae.
GAUGCUACGUCACAGAAUAAGGUACACAGAAGGUCGACUUCUUGGGUUUUCCUAUGAUUUUGGCGUAACCCGUAAUCAAAUGCUGACGUCAUGGUCCUAGCCAGUGCGCGUUUGAGAGGCAUUCACUCCCCUGAUAUUAUUCAAAAUGGUGAACGUCCAGGGGGGAAUCCCUCUUAAACGCGCACUGGCUAGGACCAUGGCAUCAGCAUUUUGAUGAAUCAUGGCGUGGCAACGGUCACUCAAGUCAACCUUCUGUGUGCCUUAUUCUGUGGCUACGUGCCCCUCACUCACCUUCCACCCCUGAAUUUUUCUGCACAACCACCCACCCCCCACCAUGCAGAUAACAUAUGAAAGUAUAAAGCUUUAUUAAGUUAAUAUAAUAGACAUGCUCCACUACAUCAUGUACACUAACUGUAAUUAUAAUACAUUUUAGUUUUAAAUUAAUUUAAAAUUAUUCACUGUUAAUAAUUCCAUUGAAGAAGUCCAAUUAAAAUGGUUCAAAAUUAAUCCAGCUUUUGUGUCUUCAAUUUCCAUACAUCUUGCUUGGUACUGCAGUAUUUUGCCACCCAGAUCAAGAUUAACCCUUUAAGUGGCAAUGCACCCUGAUAUGCCCUACAUUAUUAUUUUACUCUGUCUAACACCAGACAAUUUACUCAUCAGGGGAGAGUGCUGUCACUCUAGGGCUUAAUUGGGAAACCAGGGUGAGUCGGGACAAAUUUCCAAUUGUGUGAUAAAUGGUGUUCCAAUUGUAAGAUAAUUCUGGAAUAAACAAGAAUAUAUUAUAUGUUGUAAAGUUGAGUACAGAAAUGAUGAUGGGAAAAACAAGAGAUACCAGAACCAUUGGUGGUGCAAUUAUCAGACUUAAUGGUAUAACAAUCAAAAGUCAGUGCCGUAGCAAGUUCGAUAAUUGGGGGGGGGGGCUCAUAUUCAUAUAUUCAUAUUCACAGUCCAUAAAAACAAUCAAUUUCAAAAGAAAUUAAUAACGCAGAACACGAAUAUAUAUGAAUAUGAGCCUCCCCCAAUUAUCGAGCUUGCUAAGGCACUGAAAGUGGCCCUAAACGUUGGCCAUGAUACAAGGUAGAAAUUACCUUAUCAUUUCAAGGACUAUGAGUGCAAGGAUUGUCAGAACAUAGUUAGAAGUAAUUGCCAGAUUGGCCCCAGUGCAUUGAUACAGUAUUUCUGGUUUUUCAAAUUGUUUAAUUAAGGCUAUGAUAGGGGUUAUGUGCCACCUUAGCUUCUAUAUUAUCCCUACAACCCUAUGCCCCCCAACAAUGGGUUGUUAAUGACCAAUGUAACGUCUUUUCAUCAUACAGCGACAUUUAGUUACGGGGGGGGGCAUAUUUUGUUAUUUACAGGUAUUUUGGGAAAUAUUUGAAUGCUCCAAGAGUCUUAUCAUUGAUUUAAUAGCCUUGUAUGCAAAGUUUUAAGUUGGCACAUAAUCAUAUUGCACAAAACCUGGAGUUAAUAGCACUUUAUAAAGUAAUUUAUAAAUAACAAAAAUUUGUAGUUUCAGCAACCAAAUUGUGAAAUACACAGGUUGCAAAAAAAACCCCAGCAAAAAGCUGUCUUCUUUAUAAUCCAAAGAGUUUAAGAGUGCAUUUCAUCGUGAAAUAUAAAGAUAUAAACGCAUAAAUAAAAUUGAAUAAAAUACCUACCUGUUUUUAUAUUGCUCGCUGGCUCCAAUUAAAGGCAUUCAACACUCAAGAUUUACGAAUACCUUCGAUUGGUUGUUAAUCGAUAGCUUUUCCAAACAUGACAGUGUUUCCUUUGAGUGCUUCUCUCAGUUCUCUGGCACAAUAAGACUUUUCGCCUUAUAAAUUUUAAUAUCACUAAUCAGCUGAACUGCUGAAAGUCUGAAAUAACAGGUUACAGGACAUUUAUGGAUUGCCUGUAAUGGUGGUCUAAACCAUCUUGAUCAUAGCAAGAUAAAUUAUACUGACAUUCCUCAUGCGGACAAGGGAGUUUAUCAGCUAAAAACGCUCGGUGGUGUAUAUUAAAAUAGUCUUUCCUCUUUUUGUUGUCAAAUUGUCCGCCAUUUUGUCUCUGUAAUCUGCCAGUCGUUAUUUUUUCCCUCACCUUCCCUUUUCCCCUUGCGCGCGUCCACAUUUGGUACUGAUCUAUAUAUAUAUAUAUAUAUAUAUAUAUAUAUAUAUAUAUAUAUAUAUAUAUAUAUAUAUAUAUAUAUAUAUAUAUAUGGAUAUAUACCUAUUCGUCCCUUAUAUAAAAUUGAAAUUCAAAUAACGACUGGGGACUGUAAUAUAUUAAGGUUCAUAUUAGCAUAAUUUAUGCAUAUCCCAUAAUGCUGUAUGGGAAUAAAAGAAGUGUGUUGUAACUCGACCACGUUGUUUGUUUUGCUUAUAUUCUUAUACUAAAACAAGUCUCAGUAUACUACAUUUGGCGACGAGGAUCGGAUAUAUUCUACAUGCUCAAAGUUGCGUGAGAUACCCUCGCAGUAGUGGGAAAAGUUUGGAAGUAAGAAAUUUAUUAAAUCUGAUAACUGAACAUCGAACUGGCAACAGCCGGAGGACUGUUCGGCCAUGUUGGUGAGUUCAAUUCCGAACGAGAGACAUUUAAAUCCUAUGUGGAAAGAAUGGAAAUGUUUUUUACGGCAAACAACAUUGCAGAGACACCAGGUGAAGAAAAUGAAGGGGCUAAUCAACUUGUCAAAGACAGGAAACGUGCCAUUUUUCUAACUGAGAUUGGAGCGGAUGUAUAUUCCACAUUAAGUAAUUUGUUGGUGCCAGCGAAGCCAAAAGACACGUCUUUGGCUAACAUAGCAUUUUAACCUAGCACCGUUGGAGAUCGCUGAAAGUUUUCAUUUUGGAACACGUAGUCAAAAACCCUGUGGGUCAAUUGGUGAAUAUGUAGUGGCAUUAAAAAAACUUUCCAUUCAUUGUAAUUUUGGGGAAUUUUUAAAUCGAGCAUUACGAGAUCGCUUUGUAUGUGGGCUAAACAACGUCAAGAUACAGAACAAACUGUUGACCACCGAAAAUAUCACAUUCGACAAAGCCUGUCAGAUUGCGAAGUCUAUGGAGAUGGCUGAAAGGAACACGCAAGAGUUUCAUCCAACUACUAGUGCCAGUGCUUCUAGUGAAGGGACGGUGAACCAAAUAGAAAGCAAGAGAAAUGACGAGCAAGCAUGCUACAGGUGUGGUGGAAAUCAUACUGCAAAAACUUGUAGAUUUAAAACAGCAAAAUGCUUUAAAUGUACAAAAAUAGGUCAUAUAGCGUCAGUGUGUCGUAGUAAAACCAGUAAAGAGGUUAAGCCUGGUUCAACAUCCAAACACGGACAAGCAGAUAGAGGUAACAUUCAAAAUUUAUCAUUGUACGAUAGUCAUAACGAUAAUGUCAAUAGUGAUGAAUUAGGUAUUUAUUCUUUAUAUUCAGUAGAGUCAGAGAACUAUUGCCAGUCUCAUAAGAGAUAUAAUGUAGAACUAUCUCUUAAUGGGGUGGUGUGCGACAUGGAGAUUGACACCGCUGCUGAUUUCUCGAUAAUGAGUAAAAGCAUGUAUGAUCAGAAGUUUAGUCAUUUUCCACUUUAUCCGUCAGCUGUAAAAUUGAAGACCUACACCGGCGAGAUACUUCAGGUAAGUGGUGAGAUGAAAUGUGAGAUUGUGUACCAAAAUAAGACUUUUAGGUUGCCAAUUGUGAUAGCUAACUAUGUAGGGAAACCCACUCUACUAGGUAAAAAUUGGCUUGCCCAGAUGAAGUUAGAUUGGGGCAGGGUUUUUAGCAUAAAAACGUCAGAGCAAAGUAAUGCUAGAGACCAACUUAAUGUGUUACUGUCAAAGUACAAAAACAUGUUUGAAGACAGCUAUGAAGGAAUGAAAGGGUUUGAAGCACAUAUCACUAUGAAAGACGGGGCAAGGCCAGUGUUUGUUAAGCCACGUAAAGUUCCUUAUGCACUGAAAGAGGCUGUAGAAGCGGAGUUAGAAAAACUUGAGAGAAAUGGUGUGAUAAAAAAAACUGAGAGGACAAAGUGGGCAAGUCCAGUAGUAGUUGUACCAAAGGCCGAUAAGUCUAUAAGGUUGUGUGGAGACUAUAAGGUAACAAUAAACCAGUCGGUGCAAGACGAGCAGUAUCCUCUUCCCACUACACAGGUUUUGUACACUAUGCUAACAGGGUCUAAAGUUUUUAGUAAACUCGAUUUAUCUCAUGCAUAUGCUCAGCUAAAUGUUGAUAAAGAGAGUCAAGAGUAUCUUACAAUAAACACACAUAAAGGGUUGUAUAGCUACACUAAGUUACCUUAUGGGGUUAAAUCUGCACCUAAGAUAUUUCAUGAUCAGUCUAAAAUGGAUCAGAUUCUCCAAGGGAUAAAGAAAUGUGUGUGUAAGCAGGAUGACAUUCUUAUUGGUGGGAAUGACUGGAGAGAGAAUCUGAAGAUAUUAAAACAGCCAAAAUGUGAGUUCUUAAGACCAGAAGUUGUGUACCUAGGUCUUAAAAUAUAUGAAAAGGGCUUGCACCCGGUAGAGGAGAAAGUGGAUGCCGUUAGGAAGGCCCCUGUGCCAUCUAACGUCAGUGAACUAAGAUCUUUCUUGGGUAUGGUACAAUAUUAUCAUUCAUUUCUUCCCAAUUUGGCAACAACCUUAGCACCUUUGCAUAAGCUUUUUAAAAAAGAUGUCCAGUGGAAGUGGACGUCCGAAUGUCAAAAAGCUCAUGAUGUUUGUAAACAAAGUCUUACUAGUGAUACCCUGUUAGUACACUACGAUUUAAAUAGGAAAUUAAGACUUGCUUGUGAUGCAUCAAGUUACGGACUUGGUGCCGUUCUGAGUCAUGUGAUGGACGAUGGUCACGAAAGACCAAUUGCUCACGCAUCUCGCACACUUAGUCAAACUGAGAAAAAUUAUGCCCAAAUUGAGCGUGAGGCAUUGUCGAUAGUGUUCGGGGUAAAAAAAUUUCACCAGUUUCUGUAUGGUCGAAAUUUUACAUUGAUCACAGAUCACAAACCACUAUUGGCAAUUUUGGGACCUAGGUCUGCAAUUCCCACACUUGCUGCUGCAAGGAUGCAAAGGUGGGCAUUGGUACUAUCUACCUAUGAUUAUGUGAUAGAAUACAAAUCAUCUGAAAAACAUGCUAAUUGUGAUGCACUCUCUAGGUUGCCACAUCAAAACUCAACUAUAGGUAGUGAGAGUGCAAUCUACCAGGUAAGUGCAAUCGAUGAUGAUUUCCCAAUUACUGCAAAAGAUAUUGGAAGGCAACUAAAGUUGAUUCUGUUCUCUGUAAAGUAUAUUAUUAUGUCAUGUCAGGUUGGCCUGAGAAUUGUCAGGAUGAAAAUCUGAAACCAUAUCAUAACCGAAAGCUGGAAUUAUCCUGCGAACAACAUUGUGUUCUGUGGGGCUCCAGAGUGGUUAUUCCACCAGUUUUUAGAGAGAAAAUGCUCAAUGAAUUACAUUGGGAACAUCCAGGUGUAUGCGGAAUGAAAGCAAUUGCUCGCACCUGUGUUUGGUGGCCCAAGAUGGAUGAGGAUAUUGAGAGGGCUGUGAAAGCUUGCACAGUGUGUCAGUCGGUAAGAAACACCCCUCCUCAUGCACCACUGAUACCAUGGAAAUGGCCGACCAGACCAUUUCAACGUGUUCAUAUUGAUUUCUGUCAAGAAGGUAAGGAUUAUUUUCUUGUGGUAAUUGACAGCCACUCAAAGUGGAUUGAAGUAAAACAUAUGACCUCUACUACUACCCAACGUACUCUUGAUGAGCUUCGAUUGAUCUUUGCUGUUUAUGGUUUGCCAGAGGAGGUAGUGUCCGACAAUGGACCUCAAUUUACUGCAACUGAGUUUGUCGAGUUCAUGACUAAAAAUGGAAUCAAGCACACAUUAGUCCCCCCAUAUCAUCCGCAAUCAAAUGGGGCAGCGGAAAGGUCCGUGAGAGUGGUUAAAGAAGCUUUAGCCAAACAAGUUAUUCAAGGCACCCAAGGCGUGUCUAUGAAACAUAGACUGGCAAAUUUUCUCCUUAGGUAUCGAACCACUCCUCACAGCACCACAGGUGUGUCGCCAGGAGAGUUGAUGAUGAAGCGCCGUUUGAGAACAAGGUUGAGUUUGGUUAAACCUGAUCUAGCACAGGUCGUAGAGGGAAAGUAAGAACAGCAGAAAGUGUAUAAAGAUGGGAAAGGAAAGAGUGAGAGAACAUUUGAGAAAGAGGAAAGAGUUCGCGUGUUAAACACUAGAGCAACGAACAAAACUAACAAAUGGAUUUUAGGUACAGUAGUUAAGAGUUGUGGGCCGCGGACAUAUGUAGUAAAAUGUGGAAAGAGAAUGAGACGUGUGCAUCCAGAUCAUAUGAUCAAGGCACAUGAUGGUAGAGAGAAUGGUAGCAAUGAUUUAAAAGAUGAUGAUGACGAAUCAGAGGUAAGUAUUUCAGAAUCUGGAGAACAGACUGUCGCAGAUGACAAUGGAGAAAUAGCCACCGAGGUAAUAUAUAUUAAGGUUCAUAUUAGCAUAAUUUAUGCAUAUCCCAUAAUGCUGUAUGGGAAUAUAAGAAGUGUGUUGUAACUCGACCACGUUGUUUGUUUUGCUUAUAUUCUUAUACUAAAACAAGUCUCAGUAUACUACAGGGACGAGUCUGCUGUCAAGUGUCAAGACGACUUUUUAGCAGUCAGUUCUUCUGCUCAUUGCCUGAUUUUCGUGUUAAUUGUUCAUUAACAACUUAUCACCGCAAAUUUCAUCACUGCACAUUUUACUUUUAUCACUGCACAAAUUGGUUAUCACUGCACACUGAAAUUAGGUAUGAUGCACACAUACAUGCAUAACGUUAUUGUUAUAUACAGUUUUGUGUACUAUAUGUUUUUUGGCGGGCAAAAGUACAUUUAUUCACCCAUGAAAUAGCGUGCAAAGCAUCGCGGUUCUUUUAAAACGCCAUGCUAUAUGAUAUAGUUGGCAGUUGCCGGACUGUCAGUGAUGCCGGGCGAUAUGCACUCAGAGUAACACCACAAAUAUCAUAUUCACCUGAGUACACAACACCAACACAGAAAAAAUUCAUAUUACUAGAAUACAUUGGUAUUGAAGGAACUAGAUUCUGUUCCGAAAUAUCACUUACUCGAACCGUCCUGACCGCGUAGCUCAGUUGGAAGAGCAUUGGGCUAGUAUUCCAAAGGUCGUAGGUUCGAAUCCCACCGUGGCCGGGCAUAUUUUUCAAGCUCGCCCGGUGUGGAUAUGCACCCAGAGUAACAUCGCAAACAUAUUAUUCACCUGAGUAGACAACACCAACACAGGAAAAAAAAAUUCAUAUUAGUAGAACAUAUUGGUAUUGAAGGAACUAGAUACUGUUCCGAAAUAUCACUUACUCGAACUGUCCUGACCGCGUAGCUCAGUUGGAAGAGCAUUGGGCUAGUAUUCCAAAGGUCGUAGGUUCGAAUCCCACCGUGGCCGGGCAUAUUUUUCAAGCUCGCCCGGUGUGGAUAUACACUCAGAGUAACACCACAAAUAUCAUAUUCACCUGAGUACACUACACCAACACAGAAAAAAAUUAAUAUUACUAGAAUACAUUGGUAUCGAAGGAACUAGAUUCUGUUCCGAAAUAUCACUUACUCGAACCGUUCUGACCGCGUAGCUCAGUUGGAAGAGCAUUGGGCUAGUAUUCCAAAGGUCGUAGGUUCGAAUCCCACCGUGGCCGGGCAUAUUUUCAAGGUCGCCCGGUGUGGAUAUGCACUCAGAGUAACAGCGCAAACAUAUUAUUCACCUGAGUACACAACACCAAUACAGAAAAAAAAAAUUCAUAUUACUAGAACAUAUUGGUAUUGAAGGAACUAGAUACUGUUCCGAAAUAUCACUUACUCGAACCGUCCUGACCGCAUAGCUCAGUUGGAAGAGCAUUGGGCUAGUAUUCCAAAGGUCGUAGGUUCGAGUCGGGCCGUGGCCGGGCAUGUUUUUCAAGCUCUCCCGGUGUGGAUAUGCACUCAGAUAACAUGGCAAACAUAUUAUUCACCUGAGUACAGAACACCAACACAGAGAAAAAAAAAAUUCAUAUUACUAGAACAUAUUGGUAUUGAAGGAACCAGAUACUGUGCCGAAAUAUCACUUACUCGAACCGUCCUGACCGCGUAGCUCAGUUGGAAGAGCAUUGGGCUAGUAUUCCAAAGGUCGUAGGUUCGAAUCCCACCGUGGCCGGGCAUAUUUUUCAAGCUCGCGCGGUGUGGAUAUGCACUCAGAGUAACAUCGCAAACAUAUUAUUCACCUGAGUACAGAACACCAACACAGAGAAAAAAAAAAUUCAUAUUACUAGAACAUAUUGGUAUUGAAGGAACUAGAUACUGUUCCGAAAUAUCACUUACUCGAACCGUCCUGACCGCGUAGCUCAGUUGGAAGAACAUUGGGCUAGUAUUCCAAAGGUCGUAGGUUCGAAUCCCACCGUGGCCGGGCAUAUUUUUCAAGCUCGCCCGGUGUGGAUAUGCACUCAGAGUAACAUCGCAAACAUAUUAUUCACCUGAGUACACAACACCAACACAGAAAAAAAUUCAUAUUGCUAGAACACAUUGGUAUUGAAGGAACUAGAUACUGUUCCGAAAUAUCACUUACUCGAACCGUCCUGACCGCAUAGCUCAGUUGGAAGAGCAUUGGGCUAGUAUUCCAAAGAUCGUAGGUUCGAAUCCCACCGUGGCCGGGCAUAUUUUCAAGCUCGCCCGGUGGGGAUAUGCACUCAGAGUAACAUGGCAAACAUAUUAUUCACCUGAGUACACAACACCAACACAGAGAAAAAAAAAAUUCAUAUUACUAGAAGAUAUUGGUAUUGAAGGAACCAGAUACUGUUCCGAAAUAUCACUUACUCGAACCGUCCUGACUGCGUAGCUCAGUUGGAAGAGCAUUGGGCUAGUAUUCCGAAGGUCGUAGGUUCGAAUCCUACCGUGGCCGGGCAUAUUUUUCAAGGUCGCCCGGUGUGGAUAUGCACUCAGAGUAACAGCGCAAACAUAUUAUUCACCUGAGUACACAACACCAACACAGAAGAAAAAAAUUCAUAUUACUAGAACAUAUUGGUAUUGAAGGAACUAGAUACUGUGCCGAAAUAUCACUUACUCGAACCGUCCUGACCGCGUAGCUCAGUUGGAAGAGCAUUGGGCUAGUAUUCCAAAGGUCGUAGGUUCGAAUCCUACCGUGGCCGGGCAUAUUUUUCAAGGUCACCCGGUGUGGAUAUGCACUCAGAGUAACAGCGCGAACAUAUUAUUCACCUGAGUACACAACACCAACACAGAAAAAAAAAAUUCAUAUUACUAGAACAUAUUGGUAUUGAAGGAACUAGAUACUGUUCCGAAAUAUCACUUACUUGAACCGUCCUGACCGCAUAGCUCAGUUGGAAGAGCAUUGGGCUAGUAUUCCAAAGGUCGUAGGUUCGAGUCGUGCCGUGGCCGGGCAUGUUUUUCAAGCUCUCCCGGUGUGGAUAUGCACUCAGAUAACAUAGCAAACAUAUUAUUCACCUGAGUACAGAACACCAACACAGAGAAGAAAAAAAUUCAUAUUACUAGAACAUAUUGGUAUUGAAGGAACUAGAUACUGUGCCGAAAUAUCACUUACUCGAACCGUCCUGACCGCGUAGCUCA